This is a messenger RNA of Zophobas morio, 1478 nucleotides long. RefSeq lists its product as uncharacterized. NCBI's taxonomy places the organism in Eukaryota, Metazoa, Arthropoda, Insecta, Coleoptera, Tenebrionidae. The coding region runs from base 1 to 1401 and encodes 466 amino acids. The transcript is spliced from 11 exons. The record is from RefSeq and is a predicted model, not a curated record.
AUGGAUUUAGGUUUGUACCAAAGCCAUCAUUUAUGGAAACAUAUUCAUUUGUCUCUAACUCUAAGCCCUACCGCAUACGCAACAAAAUUAUGUACCAUGCUCGGCAUGGAUAGCGUGCACCCCCAUGGCUCUAUUCUUUAUUCCGAGUUCGAAGGCUACAAGCUAGUUAGAAGCAAAGAAGGUAGCGCCUGUUCAAAAUGGAGUUACUCGCCUUUUCAAGCUAAAGGUUUAACUGCUGGUUUUCCUGAUUGUUUGCUUUCGGGUCCGCCCAUCUGCAGCAAAGCUAUCACUCCAGAAAACUAUUCAAUUGAAUUUUUAAAUAUUAUUGCCUCACAGAAUGGUUUUUAUUGGGAUCCUCACAGUUCUUUUGAGAGUAUACUAUUUGUAGAUAAAAACGGGUUCCUAGUUCGCCUGACCUUUGAGGAGAGAGUCAAAGAAUUUAAGUUAUUACAAUUGCCAAACUUAAAAAGUAGUUCUACUAUACCUACCAUAUUGGCUAUUUCUUCUGAUUUCAUCGUUGUUGGAGAUGGUUGUAGUACUUUAUACUUUCUUGAGCUUCAGAACGGCGAGUUGGGAAUAAGCUACGAGCAGCACCUUGAGCAUUGCUUCACCUUUAAGCUUCUAGCAGCAGAUAAAAAAAAGGAUAUAAUUGUGUUACUUUUCUGGAGCUCAAAGCACGAGGGAAUAAUAAAAAAAGGAAGCGUUUUUUAUCCCGUCCAAAUAUCUCUUUUAACUUUGAAAAAAAAAAAAUCAGAGGAACAGAAAGUUGCGUAUAAAGUAGAGUCCAAUAUAACUGUUUAUGGAUUCAGCUUUCCCAGCUUUGGGCAGAUCUCUGGAGAUUUUGACAAAUUUGCAGUUCUAACAAGGGGCAAUUUUUUCUAUGAAGAAGGGGAAGAGCCUGAGAAUGCGAAUGAAGACGAUUCACUACAAGUGUUAGUCUUUGGCAGCUCCAAGCAAGAACUUACCAGAUUUUUCUUUUCUGGUAGUUCAAAGUUUAUGCUUGCCUCGCCACCUAACGAAAGAAACAGAUCGUCUUUCGGUGUUGAGAGCGGCGUUGAUUGCCUUUUUUAUGAAUUGAGUGACGAUCUUUCGGAAGUGAAACACACAACCACCUUUCCCGCCUUUGCUUAUAUUCUCGAAUCGAAAGAAAACAGCAAGUAUGUCUCUUGUGACAUGCUAAAGAAUUACGUGGCUGUUUGCGAGUGCUCGAGGAGGCUCUAUAUUUAUUAUAAACCAGAAUCAAAUUCCUUAACCGGCAUUCAACGCGUCAUCGAGUUGGAUGAUCCGGAAGAGAUAAUAGGACUCUGCCUAACAAAAAAAUUUAUAAUUGUCUCCACUAACCAAUGCCUGCACUGCUUCGAUAAAAGCGCUCUUGAUAUCGAACCGGCAGGGGUGCCAUAAAAUCUUAACUCAGCAAUUGUGGAUGACUUUUAAUUUUAUUGCUAUAAUUAUUAUUCUCCUUUUUUAAAUACCACAUA